AGCCGGUACAGGCCGGUUGUUGUUGUUGUAGAUGGUUCUGGAUCCGUUCUGGCCGUGAUUCAUAACCGUUUAGGCUUUUUCCUCCCUCAUGUCGGUUUGCCUCGGUUUUCAAGCCAAAACAGCCUUCCCACGCCGUGGGUCGCCUGUAUUUCCCAGCAUGCACUCUGCUCAGUGAAGUAAAAUGGCGGAUAAACAUACAAAACAUGGAACGAAAUUUUAAACAUGAAAGCCUCCUUAUUCAAUCACGCCCUUUCUUUUUCUUGCCAGAGAUGGCAUGGGUUAAGAAGACUUUCUGUCAGUGUAUUUUAUUCCCAGAAGUUAGAUUUUGUUCCCGAAUUCCACACAAGCAAACAAGAACUAAGUUACAUAACAUCUCGGCUAGAUGAAUUCAUCGCUGAAAAUCCUAAAAUCUUUGUUAUUACCGGCGCCGGAAUAUCCACAGAAUCUGGUAUUAGGGACUAUAGAUCAGAAGGUAAAGGACUAUACGCCAUAACCAAUGAUCGGCCGAUGGAAUAUCAAGUUUUCUUAAAAAGUGCUGCUAUGCGGCAGAGGUACUGGGCAAGGAACUAUGUAGGAUGGCCGGAGUUCGGAUCUCGGCAGCCAAACGAGGCCCAUUACGCUCUGGCAAAGCUAGAAAGACUUGGGUCGGUUCAUUCUCUUGUCACUCAGAAUGUAGAUGCGCUGCACACGAAGGCAGGGUCGAAAAACGUGAUCGAACUUCAUGGAUGCUCACACAGGGUCAUAUGUUUAGGAUGCAAUCAGAUCACAGCAAGAACAGCAUUACAAAAACGUAUGAUUGAGUUUAACCCAGACUGGCAUGCUAUAGGUCAAGGGCAAGCCCCGGACGGUGAUACCUUUCUCACCAGUGAAGCUGUGAAAGACUUUAAAGUCCCCCCCUGUAAGGCAUGUGGUGGGAUUCUUAAGCCAGAGGUAGUGUUUUUUGGUGACUCUGUGCCCAAACAGAUAGUGAAUAUUGCAUAUGAUAGACUGGCUGAGAGCGAUGCUCUCUGGAUUAUUGGCUCUACUGUUGAAGUUUAUUCAAGUUAUAGAUUUGCAACAGAAGCAAGCAAACAGGGAAAACCCAUUGCUAUAUUGAACAUUGGUAAAACAAGGGCAGACAAGCUUGCUUCACUAAAGGUCUCAGGAGUUUGUGGGACUGUUUUACCAAAGCUAGAUUUACUGCAGAGAUUAUGACUCAUUCAAUAAUGGUGAAAUUGAGUAUCACGCCACUGAAUGAAGAAUGAGUUUAAUUGAUAGCGAUUUUCAGUCUACAAGAACAGAAAACAAAUCUCAUAUACUCAUAUACACCUAACGGUAUUUUAAUAAAGGUUGCACCCAUAAACUAAUGUAUUGUAAACUGCAGUGGUUCAUGGGUAUCAAAAAAAUAAGCAAAGCUUAAAUAAAAACAAAUUUCGGCUUUAAAAGCUGUAGAAUAAUUGUUCAUGUUCCUCUGAACAUUCCCAUGGCUUUCAGAUAUCAUGGUUCAGCCAUUUAUACGAAUCCCAUAAAGCACUGCAAGUUAGGAUACAUUGACUUCAGAGUGCAACAUUAUUUGAAAUAGGUGUAUACUCUUUCUUACACAUAUUGAACUGUUAUAUAUAUAUAUCUUGCUUGAUAUGUAAUUGUUUUUAAAUGUAAUAUAUUUGUGCAUUCAUUGUAUCUAGGAUAAGCAAAGUGACAACUCUUUCUGUUAAAUUACAAAAUGAGAGCAAGCUUUCUGUAAAAAAAUGAUGUUUUCGCA
This is a messenger RNA of Nematostella vectensis (starlet sea anemone), 1741 nucleotides long. Its product is annotated as NAD-dependent protein lipoamidase sirtuin-4, mitochondrial. Lineage: Eukaryota; Metazoa; Cnidaria; Anthozoa; Actiniaria; Edwardsiidae. Gene Ontology annotation, molecular function: NAD+ binding. The transcript has 2 exons. The coding region runs from base 223 to 1194 and encodes 323 amino acids. The record is from RefSeq and is a predicted model, not a curated record.